ACGUUCUCCCACAGCGUGCUUCCUGUGGUGCGUCACAGCACCGUGCCGAGUAAACCUUUUGCCGACCUGGUCCCAGAGCAGUGCAAAAUACGGGAGCCGAGCGGUUUCGUGCCCAAAAACAACCGUGCCAGGCCAUCUCUUUGUCGUUGUCGUCUGCAUACACCUUCGGACCUUUCGUUGUCGUCCGCUGAAUACGCCGUAGACCUAAUACAUUUGGUCUGCCAUUUGAAGAAUCGUUAGUUUUCUUGCCGACACGGCUCUUGGACAUUUAUAAGGUCGCAGACAUGGCCAUGAUUGCGGCUGGUCUGGUGAUCCUCCUAGGCUGCUUCGUUGCGGGAACGACCAGUGAGCAGACGGAAGCUUCCUCAACGUGCCCCCCGCCCGACCCAAAGUGCGACUGCGCGCCCACUAAAGACGACAACGGAUGCCUGGUCUGCAUGUGUCACGAACGCAUACCACCGGCACAAUGCCCAAAGGUAAAAUGUCCAAUCCAGGUUGAUAACAAGGAAUGUUCCGUGGAGAUACAAGAAGGGUGCCGAGUCUGCAACUGUACUCCAGUCGAUGCAUCCGCCCAAAGUAGCCGGACCGAGCCAAGUUAUGCAGCCAUACACGUCUGACUUUGAAAACAAAGCAUGCUGAUGUUUUGAACAAUGUCUACAGAUAUUCUGCCGAUAUUUUUGUACCAAGAAACGAGUGACACCUGCAGGUCUCCUUAUUCUUUUUUUCUUCUGUUCUCCCUUCAAAGAUAAAUUGGAGCAGGAUUACAGAGUUAAAGACACCCAAUUCGGUAUCAGUCAGCUUUCAGAUAAUCAGCUAGAAGAGUAAGGAGGAAACUCUCACCACCUGAUUUAGCGCUGCUAUUGUGCUUCACGUAAGCAUAUUUGCUAUUUCUGCUUUGUAGGUUGUUUUGAAAUAAGCCCACACCAUAAGCAAAAUAGAAAGGCAAUAGCACCGAGGGGACCCGCACUAUUAAGGACAAAUAAAAUGCGAAUAGGAGAGUAGUAAAUAGAACAAAUUUUUUAGAAGUAAACGCUUGAAUUUGUGAUUUCACACUGCUAUGUACCCAGUCACCAGGAUACGCCCCAACCUAUGUAUAUGAUCCUGAAUCACACUUAAAUUACACGGAUCAGCCAUGAAAGGAAUGAAAGUAUGGAGGAAAAAAAAUAGGAAGGAGCAUCACGUGAUAAAAUUGAAGCCAGGAAAUGUUGGCCCUGCACGUGAUCUCAUCAAGGUAGGUUUUAGUGCGUUUUACCGCCGCACUCGGCUCACACUGUUUAAGACAACGGGUGCAACAGCUAUACGAUGCAACACUAGCUCGUUCCAAUAAUGACAAUAAACGUACAAGUUGCAAUAAACAACCGAAGCUAGCACACUGGGAGGAAAUGUGCACAGAGCUGUUGGCAAAGUACCCAAACAAGUAUGCAUCGAUAAAAACCUACCAGGAGCCAAGCACAGUGGGCUGACUCUGUUGAGCAGAGGGUCAUGUGUUAGGCCUACUUUUGUAGGCAUGGAUGAGAGAAAAAGUGAAGGGGAAUGUUUAUGCAGUGUCGGCUCGUGAACGCUGGUUGAAUGAAAUCAUUCUCCCUCCAGGUUUCCUUCCUCCAAAAGUGAAAGAGUGCGCUCUAGUAACUCAACUUCGCAGGGUUCCUAUGAAAAUCCAUUGGUGGAAUUGGUGGCUUUUU
Dermacentor silvarum is the source of this 1682-nucleotide messenger RNA. RefSeq lists its product as uncharacterized. The record is from RefSeq and is a predicted model, not a curated record. NCBI's taxonomy places the organism in Eukaryota, Metazoa, Arthropoda, Arachnida, Ixodida, Ixodidae. The coding region runs from base 285 to 617 and encodes 110 amino acids. The transcript is spliced from 3 exons.